AUGCUUAAGGAUCAAUUAUAUAUCCUUCUAAGCACUUUCGCUGCUCGUGCUGAUGAGUUAAAAGUAGUCAGGUUUUUUACUGAACAAAAAGAACUAUCCCAUAAAGAGAUACUUGAAGUUAUUUCUGUGUUUUGGAGGGAACUUGAUAAUCCUACUAAUUUAUAUUUCAUAUUUGAUAAAGUGGCGAACCAAAUCGAACCAAAUGACCAAUUAUUUUAUGAGUUACUUGAAAAUGAUGAGAGUUUGAUUGCUUUGGUUGAAUGUGGUGUUGAUUCUGUCAGUAAGCGGAGUAAAUUAUUAAGGGACCAUGUUGCAGAAACUUUAAGCAAAUGGCAACUAACAAUUGAUGAAAGGGAUUUAAUUCAUACAUUUUUGAAAGCUAGGAUUAUUUUGUGUAACGAACUUGUGUCAGAUGCAUUGUUUUAUGACCCGCUUUUAAAGAAGCUACGUCAUUGCUCAGAGUUCAAAAACCAAGAAGCAUUUGAAAAAUGGGUUACUGGGGUACUACGUCCGCUAGCGCAUUUAAAUCGCCGUAUUGAACCUCAACUGAUGAUUUCUAGCUUUGAGCAGCAACCGGCGGAGGAGAUCAUGAACCUCUUUGCCUCUAUUGCGUCAGAUGAGCCGGUCGUAUUCAAGUCCGUUGUUAAUUUUGAAGCAGUUCCAUAUGCACAGUAUUCAGGUGCGUUUGCUGAGUUUCUUUCUGUGUUCUUAACGGUUGAUAACUUUUCUUUGGAUUCUAAUAACAACUUUGAAGCAUUUAAGUUCAUGGCGUCCGAAGUGAAGCAAGCUUUGGGGGACGACAACAAUCACUUACGUCGUGCAUUUGAGGCUCAAUUGUUGGAAAUAUUGUAUCAAAAUUCGAAGCGCUUGAUGAGACUCAAUCCUCCAUACCUUUCGCGUGAUUUAAUACGUAUUUUGAAUAGUAUUGAUCCAGAAAUAACCAUCGAUGAUGAUAUCUCCUCUCAAAAAUUGGUGGCCUACACUAACUACAUGAACUCAUUGGAAAUCAAAAGCUUUAAGGACUUGCAUAAACUAUCCAAUGCUGAUCAAUGGACACAACUCACUGCGUUUGGGUCAAUGAGCAAAACCCUUCUUACUUCUUCGUCAAAUGCAGAGACAUUGGACUAUUUAAUCGAAUCGCAACAUGUGUUCAACAACUUGACCAGACAUCAGAAAAUUUCAGCUGUAAUAGAAUCAUUAUUAUCUCUAGGAGAGUUUUCUUUGCUUGACCGCCUCGUUUCGAAAGCAGGAUUUCAGUUUGAAGAGCCUGUCUUGUUGAAGCAUUUCUGGAGGUUUUUUAAUAGUGCCCAUGAAGGAUCUCGUGAUGAACCAGAAAUCGUUAACGCAAGUUAUGUACUAGCUAAACUUCCAAAAGAGAACUAUUCUCAUUUGCAUGGAAUUUUGAAGCUAGCUGAUGAAUUAUCACAGUACGAAUUAAGUUAUUCGCGUGGUAUCCCUUUUAUUCCUAGGCAUAUAUUAGAAUUCAAGCAUGAUCCUUAUGAACUAAUACAAAAGCUUUUGACAGAUAACUCGCUAUUAUAUCGGGACUAUACAACUACUUCACAUUUACUAAAAUUAAUUUACGAGGGUUUAGAAAUUCAGCCUAAAUCUUCUGACUAUAGUCGAGAAUUAACGAAGUUGCUAGUUCUGCAUGUCGAGUACGCUGUAGCCAACAUGAACUUCCAAUUUGCUUAUAAGAAGACUAUGGAACUAUUUGAUUCCCACGGGGAUGUGUCUGAAUAUUGGGCGACUUUCUUCCAAGUGGGCAAAUACGUUGAUCCUAACUGGACGGAUAACGAGACACCUACAGAAAUAAUUUAUCUACAAUUGGAGGUUCUAGGAAGACUUUUGCACAUUUGUCCUCUCGAUGAAGUAGAAGCUGUUGUAUUGCUAUGGAGUGGUCUGGAAUUGGAAUUGACCAAUAGAACAGACUUGGACGACCCUUAUUCAUUAUCUAAGGACAAGUCGGGCAGGAAACUUCAAAAGGAGAUUAUGCAGCAAGUUUCUACCAGCGUAUCCAAUAUACUAACUGGUGGUUAUAAAUGGGCGAUCGGGGACGAUUAA
Messenger RNA from Eremothecium sinecaudum, 2064 nucleotides. It is a transcript of the gene SEC39, whose product is annotated as Sec39p. The coding region runs from base 1 to 2064 and encodes 687 amino acids. Lineage: Eukaryota; Fungi; Ascomycota; Saccharomycetes; Saccharomycetales; Saccharomycetaceae. The record is from RefSeq and is a predicted model, not a curated record. The transcript has a single exon. Gene Ontology annotation, biological process: retrograde vesicle-mediated transport, Golgi to endoplasmic reticulum.